This is a messenger RNA of Achroia grisella, 1563 nucleotides long. RefSeq lists its product as uncharacterized. The transcript has 3 exons. The coding region runs from base 75 to 1073 and encodes 332 amino acids. Lineage: Eukaryota; Metazoa; Arthropoda; Insecta; Lepidoptera; Pyralidae. The record is from RefSeq and is a predicted model, not a curated record.
AUUUAUAGUAACUUAUUAAAAGUUUACGACGUGUAUAUUAAAUGUCGAAGUAGUUUCUUGUGCUUAUCGUCGAAAUGGUAAAGAUGCGCCAAUUUCUGGUUCCUGUAAUACUACUCGCAAUAAUAGCGCUUUCUUCAAGCAAUGUAAUUCCAAUUAUGUCUUUAUAUCAACAUAAAACAGAGCCAUUCCAUUAUAGCAGCCAAGAUGACAAUAUCCUUAGUAAUAAGUUUCAUAAUAGAAAUAUCUUGAAUGAAAUAUUUUAUAAUCAGCCAAUGAGAAUAAUGGAUAAAGAGAAAUAUCUAAAAGUCCGUAAACUACCAUUACUGAAGUAUUCCCAAUGGGAUAAUAAUGAAGACCAUACCGAUCUUAAUAUUAUAAAGAAAGACGAUAGUUAUAAUGGAGAAGGAUAUCGAAAAGAACAGUGGCACAACUAUCCAAGACAACUAGAUCGUCUUCACAAAUACUUACUUAAUAAUGUUGAUAAACGAAAUUCGAAUUCUGAUGAUACUGCAGACUACAUUUCUGAAAUUGACCCGAAAACCCUUGAUAGAAGUAAUGAUUUGACAACCAACGAAUUUCUUGUAUAUAAUAAUAACGAUGACUCGCCAAAUAUAUAUGAUACAGCCGUAGCAACUACUAACCCCUUUCUAAUUCUUAAAAUACGAUUAGCAUGUUUGAAUAAUAAACUAGAAAAUACUGACUUUACUAGAGACAUCGGCACUAUAUUGUCCGAAGCUCCUCAAAGUAUUGACAAAAAAGAAGAAGAAAAAAUACUUACAAAUGACUUAAACCCCUCUAUUGAUGCAGUCAAGGUAAAACGUGAAAAUUUAAAUGAAUCAAGAGAAAAAGAACUUACAGAUAAUGCUUUAAAUGGAAAAAGGUCAGUAAAAAAGAGAAUAUUUUCACUUUGGAGUCGUCUACAAAGUCUCAGUCCCAAGGGCCAUGAACUACAUCAUCGUCGGCAUUUACAGGCUCUGUACGGCUUACCAAAUGGUGAUGGAAGUGGGAUCAUAUCGGCGGAAACCAGAGCGACUUUAAUGCGACCUCCAGGAUCUCCCUUAAGAUGGGGUUAAACUUGCUUUAUUGGGUUGUUAUUACUGAUUAUGUUCAUAGUUUAUUCUAUACUUAUAUAUAAACGGAGAAACAAAUAUCAGUUCAAUGAUUAAUUUAUGAAUGCUUUAUUUUAUGUAAGAUUAAGAAAUUUCUUCUACAAAUGAGCUCCUAAGACUAAAGUCUGAAGUUAAUGAUAUUCAUAAAUCUUGCUUUGUUUACGAACAACGUGUGAAAUGAUAAUAGAGGAAUAUAUGAGAGACUACGCUUACUAAGAUCUAAUUAUAAUUAUUUGCAUAUAUAUUUACUUACGUAUUUCUCUUUUUUUAAAGGUGAUGUAAAGGUUUGGAGUGUAAUAAUAAAUAUGUAUUUUUUGUGAUAAUUUGUAGGUAUGCAUUUUUUGCUAAACUUUGAUACCUCAGAAGUUCGUUACUUAUUAAAUACAUAAUAAAUAGUUUAUUUAUUUGAAAGCAUAUUUUUACUUUCUGGGUGAUUUCAUAGAAUUUUGAUCGA